Molecule: messenger RNA, 657 nt
Organism: Hirsutella rhossiliensis
Lineage: Eukaryota; Fungi; Ascomycota; Sordariomycetes; Hypocreales; Ophiocordycipitaceae
Exons: 3
Coding region: 1-657 (218 amino acids)
Source: RefSeq, a predicted model, not a curated record
AUGGAGCAGCCUAGCCAGGAACCCGUCAGUGGCCAUGUCCUCGCAUCACCAACCUUGUUGUUCGCUCUCCGCAUCGCGCAGGCCGUCCUCGCUCUCAUCGUACUCGCUCUCGCUAGCGUCGUCGCCUCUGGCCUGUACUUCAACGAACUCGGGCUCGCUCUGGCAAUGCCCAUCAUCACCUGUAUCGUCGUCGCUUACGCCUUGGUCACGGAAAAGGUCCCGAGCUGCCACGCCGCGUAUCGCAUCGUAGCCGUGCUGGCCCUCGACGCCGUCCUCGUUGUCCUCUGGCUCGCCACGUUUGCUGCCGUGGCGGCGAUGCGCGCCUUGCUUGGCAACGUCCCUGACAUGCCUGCUUACAACUGGCCCAACAGCGGGUGCGUCUACAACAGCGGCAACUUCAACUUGAACAAUUGCCUCGUCAAUAGGGCUAUUCCGCUCCAGAUCAACCGCCACAUGAUUUCGGCCGUUGCGGGACUAGGCGCCUUGGUGUGGGUCCUUCACAUUGUGACAUUUGUCUGGACCCUUCUUGCCUUCCUCCGCCUUCGCAAGGCAGCACGCUUCCACUUUAACACCAACACGGCCACGUCGACCGCCAACUGCCAGAUAGAGCCCAAGGUCGAACAGCGGCAGCCUGUCGGCUUGAACCAGCAGCAGUAG